This is a messenger RNA of Actinia tenebrosa (Australian red waratah sea anemone), 2337 nucleotides long. RefSeq names its product histamine N-methyltransferase-like. Lineage: Eukaryota; Metazoa; Cnidaria; Anthozoa; Actiniaria; Actiniidae. The record is from RefSeq and is a predicted model, not a curated record.
UCACCUGGCAGUAGGUCUUCAAGAUCUAAAGGCAUGAGUAAAAUGAGGAGCUUUGCACACAUCAUCGCGACUUUCGAAUGGCUUUCCUCUAGCUCGACCAAUCACAGUGGUCAAAACGAAAACCUACCUCAUCCUAUCACAGUGCUGUGUAAAAAAAAUUCAAAACUCGCCGCCCCAGUCUCUUGCUCGUUUCUAAACUGGCCAAUGGCAGCGGAGAAAAAGACACGGGAGAAAUCCCACGUGAUGGGGAAACCAAACGUGAUCAAAACUUUGCAAUUGCAUGCAAUUAAGUCAUUUGAACACGCUCGCUCAUUCCAAUCAAAGUUUCGGGAACGGCCGUCGUGUUACUAUAGGGGUUAUUGCAGUAGAGAUGAAUUCUUUUACAAUGAAUACGAAAGAACGUUACGCAGAGAGCUUCAAAAUCUUUCGACAAAAAUCAGGAGAACUUGCUCAUAUUGUGAACAUCCUAAAUGGUUGCCUUGGAGGCAUUCUAUUGAGGCGAAACUUCUCCCCAACGCAGGGCCGCCAUCAGCUCAACGUACUGAGUGUUGGUAGUGGAUCAGGAGAGGCAGAUAUUGAAAUCUUGAAGAUUUUGAACAAGAAAAUGGUGCAGGAAUCAGAAGGUUGUCAAGAAAUAAAGAUACACAACUGGGUUGUUGAGCCAAAUAGGUAUUUCCUUGAAAUCUAUGAAGCUGCCAUCGAACAGCUACCACCAUCGUGGCUUAAAGAAAAAGGGGAAGCAGAAGCAGAACAGCACCAGAAGAAAGAAGGAGAAGGAGAAGGAUUAGGAGAAGGAGGAGACUUGGUGGAGGAAGGAUCCGGAGAAGUACUUUUUAAGCUGUUGAAUAUCACUUUUGAGCAAUUCAAGGAGACGAAUGCUGACAAAAAGUUUGAUAUCAUUCACUUCGUACAUAGUUUUUACUAUAUUGACAUGGAACAAGCUCUAGUUCAUUGUAUGGGGAAGAUUCUUCAUCGAAAUGGAUUCGUCAUUUGUAUUGUUGGAGAUCAAGACAGCUUUACUGAAAAGGUCAUUGAUAAGGUUAAAAACGUUGGUCAAAGGGACAACGCCACCCAAUGCAAGGAACAAAAUGCCGAGAAAAUCAAGAAGAUUGCUGAGAAGCAUAAGUGGAAAUACGAGCAUCAUACAUGUGCGUUCAAGUUUGAUAUUUCAGAAGUUUUCGACGAACAAUCAAAAACUGGGAAUCUUCUGCUUGACUUUUUCACUCAUACUGUCGAUUUUCGCUUUACCAGUAAUGAAAUUAUUGUCCAAGAAACUUUGGACCUUAUUAGAAGUUUGAGCUUCGUCGAGGAUAGAAAGUAUUUUGGAUCCUUGAUUGAACACAUUUUGUUCAUUUACAGCCACGAUAACUAGAAUUAACUCAGGAGCUUAUUUAAAAAAGAAUUUGUAAGGGGAAAUUAAAAGACAUUUAAACUAAGGGUUUAAUCAAUGACAUUUUAGCUCUCUAAUAAUAAUAAUAAUAAUAAUAAUAAUACGGUUAACAACCGCAUACAAGAGCAAGUGGAUUAAGACUCCUUCAAGUUGAAAUUUAGCCAAUAAAGCACCAUUUACACCUACUUGCAAGACUUUGUCAUACAAUAUUAGAACAUUAGUAAUUUAAUGAGAAAGGAAUACAUCAAAAGACAAAAGAAAAAGUUCAGCUUCAGUGAUCUUUCGUUUUCUAAUAUAAUUCCUAUCCCACUAAAUCGCUAAUGUUCUAUUUUCGUAUGACAACGUUCUUGCAAGUAGGUACAUAUAAGAACCAGUUCAGCCUGAUAAAUAAUGAAAACAGGUCCUCAUUUAAAAAUAAAGGGAGUACUUUAAGUGAUUUUCAUAUUUUUCUUCUCCAAUAUGCACCGGCAGCCCUUUCCCUCUAGUUAUGACUGGUUGUAAAAAACUCAUUAAUAAUUCAUGAAGGAAACACAAUAGAAAUCAUGACCAUGAAGGAGGUUUUAUAUCUGAUAUAGAUUCGCCUUCAUUUGCAUAAACUUUAACCUUGGAUUUUCUCUAUCAAACUUGGUUUAUAUCGUAAAGAAUUCAGUACAAUAUGAGAACAUACAUAAUGAGUUUUUUAAGACGUUAAAUAAACUCGCAGAUCGUGGUUUUUCAGGUCUAAAUCCUGAUAAAACCCUUCUGCUCGUUUAUUCAACACUACUUAAAGAGGCAGUGUCACAUUAUAAUACAUUGCAUGGAGUUUCCGAUAUAACUUUGCAACUAUUAAUGUAAACUAGCUAUUUGUCUAGCUUAGCCAGUACCAAAAAUCUGUCAUAAUCCUUAAUUUGCACUAAAUUGUAAUCAUUUCAGUUUUGUGUGGUACAAAUAAAGUAUAUGUGUGUGUG